This is a messenger RNA of Rotaria sordida, 6585 nucleotides long. The record is from the annotation of a GenBank genome assembly. NCBI's taxonomy places the organism in Eukaryota, Metazoa, Rotifera, Eurotatoria, Philodinida, Philodinidae.
AUGGACGCCAAGAUUAUCACAGGUUUUAUCCUAUGGUUUUGUUUUAUUUCAAGCAUAUUGAUAUCUCAAAUUGAAUCCUCCACACUCAAUUCAAGGCAAAGGUUUAGACGACAAAAUGAUGAAAGUAUUACUUGUCCGGAAGGAACUAAGCCUUGUAAAGAUGAUAACAAAAUGUGUGUUGCCUAUUGUGAUGGAAAUCCCCAAUGUGUUGAUGGUUCCGAUGAGCUCGAUUGUACUACGAGUAUUCCUGCUACAUCUUCUGACAGUAUUGCUUUUGCUCAAAGUACAGAAUCGAGUGGUAAUGAAAACAAACAUGUCAAUAUACUUGACGGAACAACUGCUAUAACCGAAGCUACUCUUCCACAAAUAAUACUACUCGAUCGAGAAACUAUACCGACAGAAGCUGGAAAUGCAGCCACUACUCAACAAUCAACUGCUGGAGAAGCACAAGCAGCAACAACUGUGCUUGCCGAUGGUGCAACUACAUCCGUGCAAGCAGAAACUACGGCUGCACCUGCCGCUGAUGGUACUACAACAGCUGGUGCUGCUGAUACUACAGCAGGUCCUGCUGCUGGUGCUACAACUGCUGCUGGUGCUACAACUGCUGCUGAUGCUACAACUGCUGCUGCUGCCGAUGCUACAGCAGAUGCUGAUGCUACAACAGCGGCUGCUAAUGCUGAUGUUACAACAGGUGCUGAUGCUGAUGCUACAACAGGUGCUGAUGGUGAUGCUACAACAGGUGCUGAUGCUGAUGCCACAACAGCUGAUGCUACUGGUGCUACGACUGAAGCAGCUGAAACUGGUGCUACUAGUGAUGCUACUAAAGUUACUGGAGCUGAAGAAGGAACAGCAACAACUGCUGGACUCACUCUUGAAACAUCAAGUGGUGCAGAUGACUUAACAUCAGCUAAACCAGGAAAUGGUCAUGUAACUGAAGAUGAAAGUACUACAACUGGAGAUGAAAGUACUACAACUGGAGAUGAAAGUACUGCAACUGGUGUUACUGGAGAUGUCACAAGUCCUCAGGAUGUAUCCGAUCAAGUAACGACUGUUGAUGCUGCUACUACAGAUUUGAGUGGAGCAACAACUGCGAGUGAUGCAACAGCAGCAGAGGGUACUACUGAUGCAACUAACGAUACAUCGACUGAUGUUUCAACUGGAAGUGAUGGAUUAUUGACAACAGUAAAAGACAAUGUAACUCAAGUUACUGGUACUGAAGAAGAUACAACAGUAGGACCUACUCAACCAGAACCUAGUGGUCGAGUUGAACUUCGUGUUGUUGUCAGUCCAGAAAUUCUUCAAGUACAACGUGGUCAAACUUAUGAAUUAACUUGUACUGUUUAUGGUGCUGAUGCAAGUACAACUAUUUAUUGGAUUCAAGAAGAACCAGAACGACGUUAUGCUCUUACUGAUCCAGCUGAUGCAAGUGAUAAACAAGUAACAAUGUCACAAGUAUCAUUAAAAGCACGUAUUACAAUUGAUGAUCCAAGUAAAAUUGGUAAAUAUACAUGUAUGGCACAAGAUACAGCUGGUAAUAGUGGUGCAGCUAUUCUUACUAUGGAAGAAGGUCGUUAUUAUCCACCACCUGUAUAUCCACCACCUGUAUAUCCACCAAUUGUACCUGCACCCGGUGGUCAAGGAUAUUUACGUAUUGUUGCACCUGAUAUGGCUGAAGGUGAUUAUGUAGAAAUUCAAUGUGAAGGUGCUGCACCAGAAGAUGAAGGACGUAUUCAAUGGUUUUUUAAUAAUCGACUUCUUAGCGAUGAACAACCACUUUAUCCACGUGGUAAAACUCUUCAUAUUCGUCCUAUUUCAAGACCUUAUUUGGGAACUUAUCGUUGUUCAAUUCCGGGUAGUAGUUAUGCAGAUGCAAAUAGUGUUCUUACAUUUGGAGGUCCAGUUCCAACAACAACUCUUCCAAGCUAUCCUUCUACAUUUACUGUAACAAUUGAUAUUGUUCAAGGUCAAACAGCUCCAGGACAAGCACAAGAAAAUUCACAAGUCAUUCUUCGAUGUCAUCCAAGUGAACAAGCUAACAAUUAUCGAUGGACAUUUACAUCUAGUCAAGGAGCAGUCAAUCGUGGUCAUACAGAUCAAUUAGUUCUUCCUCGAGUUACGGUUUACGAUUCAGGUGUAUACACAUGUGAAGCAACUAAUACUCGUGGUCAAUCAGCACAUGGUACACUCAAUCUUUAUGUGUCCGCUGUUCCUCAACAGCCAGUUUCUGGUCGAUGUAGUGUUGAUGAAGCUAAUUGUCGUAAUGGUCGAUGUAUUCCUCGUGCAUUUCUUUACGAUGGUAAAAAUGAUUGUGGUGAUAAUAGUGAUGAAGCUGGUGGACCAUCAGGUGGAGGUGAUGCAUGUCAAGCAAAUGAAAUUCGUUGUACGAAUGCCGAUCGUGGACGAAAAUGUGUACAGAAAUUUUGGAUGUGUGAUGGUGAUCGUGAUUGUGAUGAUGGAAGUGAUGAAGAUCAACGUUAUUGUGAAUUACUUCCUCGUCAACGUUACUGCAAACCAAGUGAAUUUCAUUGUGGUGGUUCAAAUGCUACAACACCAAAUCCAAUAUGCAUUCCACGAUCAUUUCAGUGUGAUGGUUAUAAUGAUUGUCCUGAUCGUUCGGAUGAAGUUGGCUGUGUUAAACCAAUUGUUGUUUCGGCACCACAACGUCAAAUUCAAAUUAAUGCUGGUCAAACAUUAACUAUACAAUGCAUAGCUCGUGGUUCACCAGCACCAUAUAUUAAUUGGCGUCUUAAUUGGGGACAUGUUUGUGGUGAUGGUUCAGAUAAUGGACGAUGUACACUGUCACAAACUGUUGAUCCACAUGAUCCAAAUCUUGUAACUGGUACACUUACUGUUCGUAAUGUUAAUACAGCUGAUGGUGGUGCUUAUUCAUGUGAAGCACUUAACAAUCAAGGAUUUAUUUUUGCUGUUCCAGAUGCCAUUGUUGAUGUUAUUAUUGUUACCGAUCGCCGACCACCACCACCACCACCGCCACCACAAUGUAAUUGUAAUGGUCAUUCAUCAUAUUGUACACCUGAUGGACAAUGUCUUAAUUGUCAACAUAAUACUGCUGGUUAUAAUUGUGAAUUCUGUGCACCAGGUUAUCAAGGUGAUGCUCGUCGAGGUACACCAUAUGAUUGUCAACCAGUUACAAUUGCACCACCAACAUCACGUUGUCUUCCAUCUGGUACACAUAUGGAACGUGGCGGACGUUGUAUUUGUAAAUACAAUGUUGAAGGUGAUCGAUGUGAUCAAUGUAAACGUAGUCAUUUCUAUUUAAAUCCAACAACACCAAAUGGUUGUUUACCAUGUUUUUGUUCGGGUGUAUCAACGGAUUGUACUUCAACGGAUUGGAGACGACAACCUAUUCAACUUUCAUUAAAAAAUUGGAAUGCCGUACCAAAAACUUUUGCUACUGAUCCAUAUGAAGCACGUGAUCGAAUUCAACAACGUCAGGGUGGACAGGAAAUAGCACUUGAUCAAAGUUCAUUAGGACGACCAGCGAAUGAUGUUCUCUAUUGGCGAGCACCAAAAGAAGUACUUGGAAAUUUUGUUACAUUAUAUGAUGGUAAUAUUGAUGUUCAUUUUACAAAUGAUGGUAAUGAUAAUGAACCACCAAGUAAUGAUGAAUUUAUAUGGUUACGUGGUAAUAAUAUUGAUCUUGUUCAUAAACUUCCACAAACUCAACGAUUUAGAGCAAAUUCAAAUGCUACUUAUUCGGUACCAUGUAAUGAAAGAACAUUUACACGUAAAGAUGGUACAUAUAUUGACCGAGAAAAUAUUCUUAUGGCUCUAGCAGAUUUAGAUACUUUACUUGUUAAAAUAAAUCCAAUUGGUGGUCGACGUAAUGCUGUUCUUCAUGGUGUUACUUUAAAUGUUGCUGCUCGUGAUGGUUAUGCAGAUGCAGCGCCAACAGUUGAAUCAUGUCGUUGUCCAGCUAAUUAUACAGGUUCAUCGUGUGAAAAAUGUGCUGAAGGUUAUGGUCGUCCACAUCCAUUAAUUGGUAUUUAUUUGGGUCAAUGUUUGUCAUGUCGAUCAUUAUGUAAUGAUCGAUCAGAUCGAUGUGAUCGAGAUACUGGCAGAUGUCUUGAUUGUCAAGCUAAUAGCGAAGGUGAUCGAUGUGAACGAUGUCGUCCUGGUUAUAUACUCGAUCCACGAUUGAAUCAAUGUACAAGAGAUGAACAACAAUAUCCAUCUUAUCCAGUACCACCACCAUAUGUACCUAGUCCAAGAGGUGCUUAUUAUGUCGAUCAACGACCUUAUGAUACACGUGGUGCAGCUCCAUUAAAUAUUAUCUUAGAUGGUAAUCAACCAGAACAACGUGUUCCACUUCAAGUUCUUAAUGCUCAACCACAAUCAAUUGUAUGGGGUCGUACUGAUGGUAGUCCAUUACCACCAAAUGUUGUACAAGAAGGCAAUGAUCUUGUUUUUCGUAAUCCAUCAGCUGAACAAGCUGGAAAUUAUAUUUGCACAAUAACUCAUCCUGAUGGUUCUGUUGAACGUAUUGCUAUUUAUUUAGAAUAUCGUCCAGGUCAACGACAACCUGUUAGUCCUCCAUUUCCUUAUCCAGUAUUUAAUCAACCAAGUCCAUUGACAUUACUUGAAGGUGAUAACCAAUUCGUACAACCUCAAGGUGCAUUUUAUGGAGUUUAUUGGCGUCGUGAUGGUGGUCAACCACUUCCGUUAGGUAUAACUCAAAAUGGUAAUGGUUUACAAAUUAGUAAUGCAAGACCAGAGCAUUCGGGUACUUAUUAUUGUGAAAUACAUGGAAGUGAUGGUUCACAUAUAUCUAUUCCAUAUGAACUUCGUGUUCAACAUGUUGAACGACCACGUCCUAUUGAUCGACCACAACCAGGUACUGGUGGUUCACCAAAGAUAACAAUUGAACCAAGAACAAUUAAUUUAAAAGAAGGUCAACGUAUGAUUGUUCAAUAUACAGUUAGCUCACAAGAUCCAAUUGAUGUUACUUGGAAUAAAUUGACAGAUCAAGGUUAUCAACCAAUUCCAUCAUUAUUUGCUGUUGAACCAAAUCGUCUUGUACUUAAUCGUGCAACAUCUGAGGCAGCUGGUACAUAUCAAGUUGUUGUACGUAAUCCACAUGGUGAAGAUAGACAAGAAUUACGUAUUAAUGUUGAACCACGACGUGGUCGAGGACGUGAACAACAAGCUGGUGCACCACGAAUUCAAUUUUCACAAGAUCAAUAUGAUAUAAGUCCUAAUCAAGUAGUUGAUAUUGUACCAACUAUUACUGGAGCAAGUGGAGCAAGAGCAACUUGGUCAAAAGAUGGUUCAGGAUAUUUACCUGACGGUGUUAUUGCACAUAGUGACGGAGCAUUACGUGUUGAAGGACGAUCAAGCAAUGUUGAUGGACGAUAUACACUUAAUGUUGCGAAUGCUUAUGGUCAUGUAUCAGCACCAGUUGUUAUUCGAUGGAGAGACACAGCUGGUUCACAUGGUGCUCAUGAUGCACAUGGUGCUCAUGGUGCACAUGGUGCACAUGGUGCUGAUGGUGCUGAUGCUGCACAUGGUACACAUGGUGCUGAUGGUGCUCGUGGUGCACAUGGUGCUCAUGGUGCUGAUGGUGCUCAUGGUGCUGAUGGUGCUCAUGUUGAUCAAAAUCGAAAAAUUCAUUGGAAUGUUCAAAGAUUAGAUUUAAAUGAAGGUCGUCGUCUUGAAGCUGUUUGUCGAAGUGAUGUUGAUCCAUUAACACUUCGUUUGGAUGUUACACGUAAUAAUGGUCGACAACGUGAAUCAGUACCACUUGGUCUUUCAUUUUCAAAUGGUUAUUUAUCAUUGGGUGCUGUGACAAUACAAGACAAUGGACUUGAAUUUACUUGUUCAUCAGGAAAUGUUUCUGAUACCUUAACGCUUAGUGUUAGCCCAUCAAGUCAUAAACAAGAUGGUGCACGUAGUUUUAUUGAUGUACGUCUUGGACCACGUGAUGAAGAAAAUCAUCAAAUUGGACGUGACAUUCAAUUACAAUGUGCAGUUCAAGGAAGUGUUGAACGUCCAUAUGAAUAUACAUUUACUAAAGAUGGUCAACCAUUAGAAAAUAAUGUUGAAAUACAUCCAAAUGGUCUAUUAAUUAUUCGUAAUGCUCAAGCUAAUGAUGCAGGACGUUAUCGAUGUGAAGUUAACUUUCCACGUUCACCAGAAGCUGGAACACAAGAAAGUAAUUAUGAUCUUCGAAUUGAAGGUGGUGGCGGUAGUGGUCAUGAUCAAAGUUUUCAACAUGGUGGUGAAUAUCAACCACAAAGUGAUUAUGUUGAAGUAACUAUUGAACCAAGUGAAGUAACACUUGGACGUGGCGAAAAAGCCAAUUUAACAUGCCGUGUUAAAGGUGCUCAACAAUAUACUAUAACAUGGACUAAAUAUGCACAUGAUACAGGUUUACCAAAUUAUGCUCGUCAACAAGGAAAUAGUGUUAUAUUAACUCCAACUGAUGAAUCACCUGCUGAACAAAUGUAUUUACAAUGUUCAGUAGCUGUACCUGGUCAACCUCAACCAUAUCUUGGUUAUGCACCAGUUACUCUUCGUGCAAAUGAUGAAUUACGAGGUUUUUUUUCAACAGAAAAUUUGUAUUCAUAA